Messenger RNA from Suillus clintonianus, 3685 nucleotides. Its product is annotated as heme peroxidase. The record is from RefSeq and is a predicted model, not a curated record. Bases 301 to 3513 code for a protein of 1070 amino acids. The transcript has 17 exons. Gene Ontology annotation, biological process: response to oxidative stress. NCBI's taxonomy places the organism in Eukaryota, Fungi, Basidiomycota, Agaricomycetes, Boletales, Suillaceae. Gene Ontology annotation, molecular function: oxidoreductase activity, acting on paired donors, with incorporation or reduction of molecular oxygen; heme binding; iron ion binding.
UGUCGCUCGUUGAGAGGAAUACUUUCCUCGGGAAUCGUAGUAGCCUAUGUAUGUUGAGGUUCGCGGAGAUGUGCUUUCAAACGCCGGCACCGGUUUCGCAUACCUCAAAUCCCGUAAAGAAGCAAUACAAAAAUGGUGAUAUGUAAAUGUAAUUGAUGUGGGCGCACCCACACGCUAUUCGGUUCAAACUCGAACUGACAUCCCGGUUCCUCUCCUCGGUACCAGUCCCCUACCUAUAAGUAUCCCCCAAAUGUAAGGCGCUCAACCUCAAGGUCCGAACCAUCUUCCUUGCCAUCUGCCAUGACCCUCAACAGAUCCUUCUCCUCGCGUUUUUCGCCCAAGAGCCAGGCCAAUGGUUCAAUACCAUCCUCACUUGCCGAUGUCACUCCUUCCUCGAGCGACUCGGGCACUGUGAAAGCCUUGGCGCACAUCAAGGACCUCAUGAAACGCCCCGUCGAAGAAAUCAACGAGUCGAUGCUAUCUGCUACUCUUGAUCUCAUCGCCCAUUCAGGCGCAACUGAUGACCGCAAGAUGCUUUUGGAACACUUGUUGUCCUUCAUGGCCAAUCACCCUUCAGGCAAGAUUUCAAAUAUGGCUCGCACUUUCACCAUCAAGACCCUGUAUAACGACCUCGCCCACCCCCCUGCCACAUACAUUGGGCCCGAGUUUCAGUUCCGCGCAGCUGAUGGUUCAGGCAACAACCCUGAUGCUCCCAACCUCGGAAAAGCUGGUACACCUUAUGCACGGUCCGUUCAAGGAGCAAACCCCUUACCACGCAACCAAAUGCCCGAUGCCGGUCUCGUCUUUGAUACCCUGCUCCGCAGAGAGAAGUUCACCGAGCACCCCCAGGGUUUGUCCGCCCUGAUGUUCUCCUUUGCAGCACUUGUCAUUCACAGUGUAUUCCGCUCGGACCACACUCCCGGCAGGCAACAUAUCAACAUGACUUCGGGUUACGUUGACCUAGCCCCCUUGUACGGAAAUGAUCAAGCAACGCAAGACAAGGUUAGGAACAAGGACGGACGCGGUUUGCUUCACCCAGAUGUGUUUGCUGAGGAUCGUCUCCUUUUCCUUCCUCCCUCGGUUAGCGUGCUUUUGGUCUUGUUCAACAGAAACCACAACUACAUUGCCCGUCGGUUACUCGAGAUCAAUGAACGCGGUACCUGGAAAGAUCCUGCCCACCACAACCACGUCAGCCACGCUCAACUCGCGAAGCAAGAUGAGGAAAUCUUCCAAAUCGCCCGCCUGUGCAACUGUGGAUGGUUCGCGGCUGUUGUUUUCUCCGACUACUUCUCUGCCAUUUUGGGCCUUGUCCGAAAAGGGUCGAGCUGGAGUCUGGAGCCGUUCGAUGAACUUCGUGAUGAGGAUCACGCAAUCUUCGAGCGUGGCCGUGGUAAUGCUUGCAGUGUUGAAUUCAACUGCUUGUAUAGAUGGCACGCGACAACCUCCGUCGAGGAUGAGGAGUGGAUCACUCUCCAAUUCAAGGAGCUUUUCCCUGAUAAGCAACCUGAGGAUAUCACCUUGAGGGACUUUUAUAGCAAGGAAGCGGUGCUCGUGAAGAACGAACCUGAUCUUGAGCACUGGACGUUCGGGAGCCUUCAGCGUGAAACCGAAGGUCCCAACAAGGGGUCAUUCAAGGACACUGAUCUUGCGAAUUGGCUCAUGGGCGCGACUAACCAUCGUGCUGCUAGCUUUGGUGCUCGUAGCACGCCCCCGAUCAUGCGUCUGCAUGAGAUUAUGGGUAUCGAGGCUAACCGAGCAUGGGGCGUUUGCUCGCUCAAUGACUUCAGGAAGUUCCUCGGCUUGAAGACAUAUACCAGUUUCUUGGAAUGGAACCCCAACCCCGAAGUUGCUGACGCCGCUGAAAAGCUGUAUGGUCACAUUGACAACUUGGAGUUGUACGUCGGUCUCCAGGCCGAGGAGACCAAGCCUCUUAUCGAGGGUGCAGGUCUCUGCCCAGGUUACACCAUUUCCCGUGCCAUUCUCUCGGAUGCCUUCGCCCUGACUCGUGGUGACCGAUUCUUCACGCAGGACUUCACGCCUUACAAUUUGACCGCCUGGGGUUUUGCCGAUUGCCAGCGGGACCCUGAAGCUUAUGGUUUCGGUUCUACUCUCGGUCGUCUCUUCCUUCGCACGUUGCCCAACGACUACACCAAAGACAGCAUCUACACAUGGUUCCCUCUCGUACACCCAGACUCAAUGGAAGGUUACCUGAAGAACCUUAACAAGCUCGAUGAAUACUCUCUUGAGCGGCCAAAGCCAAGCGGGCCUGCUACCACGGUCAACAAUUACGUGGAAGUCGGCCAGGUGCUUCGCAGCACUGACAAAUACGUACCCGAAUACGUCGACCGCGCAGCAGAGGUCCUGAAGGGCAAAGGGUUCUUUACGGCAUCUGCAAACGGCGUUGAGGAGCAAAAGCGGUUCAUCAAUGCGCUUGCUCCAACACCUGAAGCUAUAUCGGCGAUCGGGACCUACUUCAACAACAAGACGAAGGAACUUAUCGAGCAGCAUUCGUUCUCUUUGAUCGGCAAGAACGUUCGUGCUGUUAACAUCGUACGCGAUGUGCUGAAAUCCGUGCCGUUGCAUUGGGCUGCUACGGAAAUUGCUGGCAUCCCCCUCAAGACGAAGCAGCAUCCUCAUGGUGUAUACACCGAGUCCCAGUUGUUUGAUAUGCUUGCGGAGAUUUACCAAUUCGUCUUCCUUGAGGUUGAGGCAGCGAACUAUAUGCCCUUGAGGCAGAAGGUGAAGGAGCAUGUGCACGAGCUGACGCACCUGAUCAAGAGUGCCCUUGGUAGUGCUGGGAGCAAACUGCCUUUCGCUAACCUGAUCGGCACGAUGUCUGGUAUCUUCGGCAAGAAGAAGAACCACAAUGAGAUUGUGAAACGCCUGUUUGAGUUUGGUUAUUCUUCCGAGCACGUCGUGAACUCUAUUCUCGCGUUCUUGGUCGGCGCAACUGUUGAGAUGACUCUUGCUUUGACGAACGUCGUCAACCUGCUCCUUCACAAGGAGUAUGAUUCGGAGGUCACCAUUGAAGCGGAUAAGAAAGUGGAUGCCAAAAGCCUUGCUAGUCUGACUGCUUAUAUUACUGAUGCACUCAGAAUCGACCCACCUUUCGCUGGUGUCUACCGUGUCGCUAAGCAAGAUGAAACCAUAGAGUCGUUGAACGUCAAGCAAGGUCAACGCCUCUUCCUGCACAUCGCCACUGCAAACAUGAACGAGGACGCAUUCCCCAACCCUCGAAUCUUGGAUACCACCCGUACUCCCCGCGAGCGAUACCUCCAAGGUGACGGAUGCUUCAAAGUCCUCGGUGACGAUCUUGCAAACACGAUCAUGGCUGAAGUCCUGCGCGCCGUUCUAUCCCUCGGCAAUGUCCGUCGCGGACCUGGUCAAUCAGGGAAACUUGCUCGUUUCCCGGAUACGGCGCUCCCUGUGCUGCAUUAUGCGUAUUUGAAUGAGAAGAUGCUGCAGAGCCCGUGGCCGACGUCGAUGGUUGUUAAUUAUGAUGUUUCUGCGUGAGGUUGUUGGUUUUGGUUUUGGUUUUGGAUGAUAUCAAAAUGUUGUGGUGUUUAUCGCAUUCUAUAUGUUAUACUAAUGUUCUUGAUUUACUGCUGUUCUGUUCGUGUUGUGAUGUUGAGCUUGAGGUGUUCUUGGAGCUUGGAGUUUAAAAAUAUUAAGCUUGACCAACCGA